AGUUUGAAAAUGAGAGCCGUGUUUCAAUAGCGUUGAAAGUUUUUUUUCAGUCAUUAAAUCAGUUAGAAAAUCAGUUCAAUCUUAUAUAUUGUGCACGGUGAUAAAAUUUAUAGUGCUAUGUGAAUUGAAUUCGGCAGAAAAGUGCUAACAUAUAUAUUUAUUGUGCGGUUAAUAGAAUAACAAAAAAAAAAUAAACCUUUCAGUGAUUUACGAUGGUAGUCAACUCCGGAGAAAGUUUAUUUGAUUCUCUAUUGCGAUAACAAAUUUGAGUAAUUGGUUUGUUUUUAUGUUAAACUUAUUUUCCACGGUAUUCUUUAACCAGUAAACUGCUACAAUAUGUUAUAAUUUGAUAAAAAUAUGGCGUACAUAACCAAAUCAUUAACAAUCGUGAUAACGUUAAUGUCAUUAUGUAAAACUGUGAUUAUGAGUUCUUACGAAUAUAGUUACAAUCCAUACGCUAAGGAGUAUACAAAAAACAUUUAUCUGAAACAAGGUGAGUUAAGAGGAAUAAUAGUGGAACCUAAAAUCGACCGAGAGGAUAGUUAUCGAGUAGGUGUGUAUCGAGGUAUUCCUUACGCGGCGCCUCCAGUUGGUGAUUUGAGAUUCAUGCCAACUGCUGGUGCACCUUCUUGGUUUGGAGUUAAAUACGCUGACACCUUUGGACCAGUUUGUCCACAAAAGUUUCCAGAUGAGAGGAAAAUGCCAUCGUUUAGGAAAGAAUAUUUUCUCAAAUUGAAGUCAUACCUGCAAAACCAGAGCGAGGAUUGCUUGUAUUUGAAUAUUUAUGCUCCUCUAACAGAGCAAGAUCCAGCUUCAAGGAAGUAUCCUGUGAUGGUAUAUAUACACGGUGAAUCAUUUGAAUGGAAUUCAGGAAAUCCUUACGAUGGAUCUGUUUUAGCUGCAUAUGGUAAUGUUAUAGUUGUAACAUUAAACUUCAGAUUGGGUAUAUUGGGGUUUUUGAAAGCUGGUACCGAAGAUACCUCUCGAAGUAAUUUUGGACUGGUAGACCAGAUAGCUGCGCUCAUAUGGAUAAAAGAUAAUAUAGUUGCUUUUGGAGGUGACAGCAAUUCUGUGACGUUGUUUGGACAUGGUACUGGAGCUGUAUGUGCUAGUUUGUUGAUGAUAAGUCCAAUGAUCAUCAUGGGUAAUGAUCGUUUAUUUCACCGAGCUAUUCUAAUGGGAGGUACGGCGCUGGCAGAUUGGGCGUUAGCCGGUAAUCCUGGCGAGGUCACGUAUCAAGUAGCAAAAGCACUUAACUGUCAAAUACAUGAUGAUUUUGCCGAGUGUUUGCGAAGAAAAAGGUUGGACGAAAUCAUGACAGCGGCAGCAAAUACUCGAGACUACAAAACGCGGUUUGGUCCACUAGUAGAUUCUCUAGUGGUACCAAACGAUCCAAAGAAAUCUAUGACUCAGUACAAUGAUAUUUUUCGCAGAUUUGAAUUAUUGUAUGGAGUAACAGAAAUAGAAAGCAUAAAUCUGUUGGACCCCGUAGCGUUAAGCCAAGGGCUCCUCUUAAAAGAACGCGAUCAAGAGCUCCGCACAUACUUCCGUUCCCGGUGUGAAAUUAAGCCGGAACUCUGCUUGCAACGAACGCUCGAUGAGUACGGAGCAAACGACAUUUCCCAAACAUAUAAGGCGAACGAUCCAGUUUACGGUUAUAGGGCUCACGAACCCGAUCAGGCAUCACAGGCCAGAGAUACUCUACUUGAUAUCUUAUCCGACGCUCGUUCUGUGGCGCCGCUGGUGCAAAUGGCGAGAUAUCACGCUACAGUCAACAUGCAGUCUUAUUUUUAUGUCUUUAAGCACAAAACACAUUCUCGAGAGUAUAUAAGAGACAAGACUUACAAUGGUGAGGAGCUACCGUACGUUUUUGGGGUUCCUUUAGAUGGACCAAAGUUUCAUUUCGUCGACUCUUACACCGAGCAGGAACGUUUGUUUUCGGAAAUAGUUAUGAUGUAUUUCUCCAACUUUGCGGAAACGGGAAAUCCUAAUGUACCCAGGAGAGAACAUUUCAGUAGCUUGAGUCCGGCUUAUUGGACUCAAUUCGAUGUGGAAUGGCCUGAGUUCGAUACCAAAGACGAGAGAUUUUUGGAACUAGAAAUUCCUCCACAACCACAAAUGCACUACAAGAAACAGAAGAUGAAAUAUUGGAACGACAUAUUUCCGACAAUAACAGAAAACCUUACUUUCCAUUUACAUCCAAUAUCGCAUCCUACUACGAAACCAAUAUAUGGUGUAUACGGCACUCCAUCAGUACCACGGAGGACACCUCCCCCUUGGUUGUACGAUCAUCUGCCAAAUAAAUAUGAAAAUUUCAAUAAGCCUUACAAAAAACCAAACGAAAAUUACGGAGUGGUGAUAACACGCGGUAACGAUCGUCCUGAUAAUAUUGUUGAAACAACUUAUGGGAAAAUUAUAGAAGCUCCUUCGAAAGAAUUGAAACAAAGUUCAACAAUGAAUAUUCUUUCAGUUGCCGGAGGUCUUUUUCUUGUGGCAAAUCUCAUCCUAUUCGUCAUUUUGUAUUUCAAAUGCUACAAAAAGAAAAAUCAACCAUCGAAAGAUGAUGAUAUCAGUCAACCAACUGAUAAUGAGAAAAAGGAAAAAGAUAAUGAAGCUUUCGUUUUAGAUGGAUGCAAUAUAGUAAGAAUGAUAGGUAAAUCUUCUAAGGGCGAUGACACUUAUGAAGCAGUUAGACCUGAAUCAUCCCCAAACUAUGAACUUACUAGACAAAUGUCUGGUAGUACUAUUGACGCUCAUACCAAAGUACGCGAAUGGAUAACACAAGAAAUCAUACAAAAAUAUAGUCCUAAAAUAUUCAGGAGAAAUCGACAUGGAGUCAAUAGUAGAACAACGCCAGUUGAGUUCAAAAUUACCACGGAAAGUAAAAAGUCGGUGAUUCAACCUUCUACAGUACCUCCAGAAGUUAUUCCUAAGACCUCAACUAUACGAAGACCAAAACCUCCUAAAGUAUCCGUAGAAGUUGAUGCUACGCCAUCUGGAAGAGGACCAAGCGUUUUAAUGCAACAACCAAUUGAAUUGUUAAAAUCCCUUGAUUAUUCGCAUUUAAAAUUUGAGAAUGAAACGCCAUUGAGAAGAUCUUUGACUUUGGAAGACUUUUCUUUAAGACCUAUGGAAAACAUAAAAGGGCUCACAAGAAGUACUAGUACUAUAAGUGUCAAAACUGCUGACAUUGAACCGACUAUUAUAAAAAUACAACACAAACAUUCAGCUUCUGAUCCAGUACAGGAUUUAGAGUAUACAACUAAAAGAAAGUUGAAAACGUUUGAUUCAAAUGCCGAUAUAAAUGUAACAUCGAGAGAUGAUCAUAAUAUAGUAGCAGCACCUCUCUCUCCUGAAGAGUCCUUAAAUAUAAUUAAAAGAAGAAAUUUUCCAAAGGUACUACCAGAUCAUCCGGGAAGAGCAGCACUUAUCACUAAGAGAAGAUCCAUGCCUAUACCAUAUACACAUCCUUUCCCGGAAUUCAAUAAAUUUCCUCCUGUGCCACCUCCGAGGACUUCAACCCUCACUAAGCAGUCGAGUGCUCCCCACCCAGUCUUCAUAUCUGAACCAACGUUAGCAGAAGAGCCAGAGGAGGAACCGGAAACCGUUUGUAAUAACCUCUAUGUAGGUCCUCUAAUACCCAAAAGUAAGACUGAUAUAAAUAAAGAAAAACCUGUAACUGAGAAAGAUUGUAAGACGUCACUUAUCGAACCAGUAUAUGCCAGUAUUACUCCAAAAACAAAAACAGUUCCAAACGUUAAAAGACUUGAUCCUAAAGUGAUUAUAAAACCAACAAUUAAUCGAAAGCCUAGCGACGAUAAACCCACUAAACAUGUUCCGAGGGUAGUUGUGCCAGAUAAUCAACCGUACAUGCAAAGUCAUAUCACCGAAACAAAGACUGAAAAUAAAUCUGAACAAAUUAAAAAUAAGAGUGAACAAGAGAAAAAAGAUACGAGUUCGGAAAAGAGGUCACAAAUUCCAAUGUUAGUGAAAGCACCUACCAAUCGGCUCAAUCCACAAUCACUUAGUUCAGAUUCGACACCAACUUCUGAAGAAUCAGACACAGGGACCGUUGUCAAGAAAAUCUAAGUCUAUUAUGAUUCUUUGAUACAUACAAAUAUCACGUUUGGAUAAACUAGGAUAAAAAAUACAUAAUAGGAAAAAGCAUUAAAAAAAAUGAAAAUAAAAUAGCGUCUGUUAACUUAUUUUAGUGGAGAAACUGUCUCAUAACUUCGAAGUUGUUAGGAUAAUUACAACUUUGCUUCAUGUUCACAAUGAAUUGAAACGUUAAUUAUGAUAUUCGAACACAUCAAAAAUCACUUACUGAUCCUCUAAAAGUUUCCAAUGUUAUUAGUAUCGAAGCAAAUAAUUUCUAUAUAGUUAACUUAUGAUUUGGGACACUCUAUAGUUGUAAUACGUUAUUUCCAAGUGACCCUCAGUGAUUAUCCUAAUUUACCAAAAUUGAGAAUGGUCGUCUGUCAGCCCGAUAAUCAUGCAAAUGAUUAGUACUCCAGAAAAGAAGGCAAUAUCCACAAAAAAUGGAUUUCAAUAUUUUUUAUGUAUCACAAAAAUUAUUCUCCCAGAUAAUCAGCAGAAGAAUUUGAAUGAGUUGACUUGUUUUUUGUAUGCAACUGUGCCCAUCUUCCCUAUCGUGAAAGACCAGUAAAGCUUUGUCUGACGGGGAAAAUGCAUUUGUGCAUUGUGCUUGGAUUCAAAAGUUGACUGACUUCCACUACCAACUAAAACCACCUUUUCUUCCAAACACUAACUUGUAACUGUUUGAAAUAAAAGUUGAAAAGUUCCCAGAAAAACUAUAGCCAGGAUAUUAAUGAAAACUCACUAUCAAACUUCAGUUAUCAUUAACAAAGUGUAAUAUCAAAUAAAUGAAGAUUGAUCUAUCAUUGAAAUUGAGUCAACAUCUUUUGAUCUCAUUACUUCUAUCAUGAAUUGGAAUAUCAAUUGCGGUGAUUCGUUGGAUACAGGUGAAUAAGAUAACUGUAUGAUUGUAUGGAAUUCCUUUUAUAAAGAUAUUCCUCAUAGCCGGUAUAUAUACAUGAAAACCUAGACCAUGAAAGUUUUCGAAACAUUUAGUUUGAGAAAUUUGACAUAUAUGUAUUUCGAAAAGAGGGAUGCAUGAUUAUUUUGAAAUAAUGAUUUUACUCUUGAAUACGCAAUUGAAAACAAGAUAUAUAUCAUUAUGAUCCCAAUAUAAAAAAAAUAUUCAAUCUAAUGAAAGAAAGUAUACAGUUUAACACUAGAAACAUACCUGAAAGUCUUAUUAUGCCAGAGAAAUAGUAUCGAUAGGUACUACGAUGUAAAUCAUAUUUCACUCAUAAUUGUAUUAAUAUAAAUAUAGUGAGGAUCAGGGUAUUAUAUUGAAGCAAUAAGAAUAUACUCGUACAUACUAAAAAUUUUACGCCUAAAGUUUGUAUCAAUAUAACGUUUGGAUAAUCAUAUAUGCUAUCAAUUCAUAAUGUUUAUUGUGAACUUUGGUACACAGGUGAUAUAUCGAUCUAUAUAAAGCAGCUUGAGGCCAACUAAUAGAUAUAAUUAUGUAUUGUAUUUAUAUUAGACCUAGAUAUAUGUUUGAUUUUAACAAUUUCAAAUACAAGGUGUUCACAAAUAGAAACGUAACUUGUUAAUAUUGCGAUUUGAAUAGUUUCCUAGAAGAAAUUCUUUUAUUAGGUGUAUAUUUUUAUUGAGGAUGUCUAAAAUUCCAUUGAGUUCACGGAAAAGGAGAAAAAACGAUUUUUUUGUUUACUAUGAUCGAAAAAGUGGGCUGAUUGUGAAGUUUUACAGAAAAUCCUUGUGCAUCCAUUCGGCAAAGUGAAAGAUCGUCAUAACCAUAGAAUGCAAUGAAUAAAAAAUAGAUCCAGACCACUUAUCUACAAUUAAAUACAGCCACAAUUCGCUUUUGGACAUGCAGAAGGAGACAUCUCAAAAAUACUUGUUUUGAACAAGCAGCAAUUAGAAAUUUUGCAAUAUUUUGACGAUAGUAUUUAUAAAACAACGUGUUCAAUCAAAUUAUGUUUUUUUCUUCUCAAGAAAUAACUCUAUUUUUUUAUAAAGUGUUUAAAGAAAAAAAUGGAAAUCUGAGAUUUAUAAACUUAUGAAAUGAAGUAAGUAAUCUCAGGGACACAAAUAAUAACCGGACAUCAAUAUGAGGUAACUCAUAAGACGCUAGAGAAAUUUUUAUAAAACUACUGAAAAAUCUCGUCAUUUGAAUUUUUUUUCUUCUCCUCGGCUAAGACUUUGAAAGGCUCUUCUGAAUUAUAAAUGUUUUUAUAAAACACCUUUCCAUAAGUCUUAUCGUACUUUAUCCAUCUAAACAACUUUCCAUAGAAAUUUGUCUCCAUUUUUGUUUAAGUUUUUUAGUUGAAAAGUUGUUUUCGAGAAAUUGGCAAAAUUAAAAAAAAAUGGAAUCUUUUAAUUUCCAUCACUUUGAUUAGACGUUUUUUUUCCACAAAGACUUACCAGUUGAUACCAGUCUCGAGGAGAUUUAAUGCAUUAAUCAAAUUAAAAAUUUAUGAUCCACCACUGAAAGAGUAUAGAGCUGCAUUAGAAUAAUAAACAUUAUUGCAACAUGUGAAUUCUUAUUCUCCAUAACCUCCAUAGUUGUCGGAAUAUAGUAUAAAAUACUUAAAAUCCUCACCUUAUGAUGAAAGCUGCCUAUAUAAACAAUCGGUUAGCACCUCUGCCAAAUAUAGCCUCAUGCCACAUGGAAUGAAAAACGCUUUCAUAUUUUUUUAUUCGAGAAUAAUGACUUUUAUAGGAUGGCACAGAAAGGAUGUGUCUUUUAACCAUAUCAAAUUUUGAAAUUACAAUUUUGUUUGUUGGUUCGUGACGUCCCCCUUGAGCUCCUUUUGUUAUUCUAGGGACUUUUUUUUCUAAUAACACCAUCUAGGUAUAUAUUUAUUUGUCCUAAAUAUUUUUUAAAACACACUUCGCAAAUGUCGACUAAUUCACCAGCUGCUCAGAAAUAAAAUUUAUAUAUCUAAUUGUAAGUUUUUAAAUUGAAAUAUUUUAACUCUAAAAUAAACUGAUAACUUUUAGUUGGAAGUACAGUUGCCUCCGUUUGUACAUCUUCAAAUUACUGAAGAAGAGUGUCUAACUUAUCUCAUUUUACUCUUAUUUAGACUUCUCUCCUUUUUCACAUGCAAGAGCGAGUUUUAGAUAAUUUACUGAUUCUGAUACUAGAUGUAUGUGGGAACCUAGAACAUGAAAUAUGGAUUGGGAGAAGGGUCAGUGAGAUCCAUUGAUUCAGCCUACAGACUAUAAUAUUUGAAGAUGUCCUGAAAACGUUGGAUACUAAUCAAAAUCUGAUAGUCACGAUGAGCGGAGGAAUGUAAUAGGUACUAUUGAUAAUUUUUAUAAUGGAUUUGAAUACUGUCCAAUACAGAUUUGAAAUCAGUUGGAACAUCUAAUUGAAUAAGUUCUUCGUUCCUUUUGAUAAUUUUUGUGAGAAAAAUAUCACUGUUCUAAAUAUUUUUUUCAAUUAUAUACUGAUAUUUUUGAGAAUUUGUUAAUACUUUAAUUUAGUAUGAAAAUACUCUCUUAUAAUCAACAUAUGUACGAGUAGUUGAUCUAAAUAAAUUUUUUUUUAAAUUUCAUAUACAUCGAAAUAUUAGCAGGUUACCUUAAUUUACGAUGACACUGUAUGAUAUUUGAAAUAUAUGUUGAUUCAAUAGUAUUGGAAUAUUCAUGGUAAUUUAUUCUAAUUUAAUAUAAUCAAUAAAAAUUU
Messenger RNA from Diorhabda carinulata, 7741 nucleotides. RefSeq names its product neuroligin-4, X-linked-like. The transcript is spliced from 9 exons. Bases 358 to 4089 code for a protein of 1243 amino acids. Lineage: Eukaryota; Metazoa; Arthropoda; Insecta; Coleoptera; Chrysomelidae. Gene Ontology annotation, molecular function: signaling receptor activity; neurexin family protein binding. Gene Ontology annotation, biological process: modulation of chemical synaptic transmission; chemical synaptic transmission; neuron cell-cell adhesion. Gene Ontology annotation, cellular component: synapse; postsynaptic membrane; cell surface. The record is from RefSeq and is a predicted model, not a curated record.